Molecule: messenger RNA, 4710 nt
Organism: Pogoniulus pusillus (Red-fronted tinkerbird)
Lineage: Eukaryota; Metazoa; Chordata; Aves; Piciformes; Lybiidae
Gene: P3H2
Product: prolyl 3-hydroxylase 2
Exons: 15
Coding region: 461-2593 (710 amino acids)
Biological process (GO): collagen metabolic process
Cellular component (GO): endoplasmic reticulum
Molecular function (GO): iron ion binding; procollagen-proline 3-dioxygenase activity; protein binding
Source: RefSeq, a predicted model, not a curated record
GGCGCGGGCGGGGCCGGGCCGGCGGCGCGGGGCCCUUUAAGAGGUGCCGGCUGCGCGGGAGGGCGGCACAGGGCCCGGCGUGCAGGGAGUCGCGUUGCGGCCCCGCCACUGCUUAGAGCACAGCAGCAGCCAAGACCCCUCGCCCGGAGCCCGUAACACCGAGAGCCGGUGCACGCAACUCCGGGCUCUGUCGCACCGCGCUCCAUCACACGGACCCUCGGAUCCCACCGCGCUGAGGUCCUUUGUAGGGUACUCUUCUGCUGAACGGAACCCCGGACCCUAUCCCAUCAAGGUCUACUGCAUUGUGCCUGGCUCCCGUUCCACAGAUCCUCGGACCCCACUGCGGUGGAUUCCACUGCGCCGAACUCCGGACCCUAUCAUACCGAGUCCCGUUACACGCUGCCUGGACCCCUCGUUACAGCGGAACUCCCGCUCCCCAUUGUACAGACCCCCGGGUCCCAUGGCAGGGACCGCCGGUGCGGCGGCAAUGGCAUCCGGGAGCCGGCCCUUGGGGGCCGUCCUGUUGCUGCUGCUGCUGCCGGCGGUGCUGCUGCCAGCGGCGUGCCGGGCGGGCGGCGUGUGCUCGGGGGAUGGCGGCCCGCUGGAGCCCUUCGACGCGCUCUACGCCAGCGGCGUGGAGGCUUACUACGGCGGAGACUUCGCGGGCGCGGCGCGGUGCCUGGAACGGGCGCUGCGCAGCCGGCGGGAGCUGCGGGCCGCGCGGUUGCAGUGCCGCCGGCGCUGCCGCGGGCAGGUGCGGUUGGUGUCGCCGGGCCCGGGAGCCGGCGGUGACUUGCCCUUCUUGGGCUCGGUGCUGCGGCGGGCCGGUUGCGUGCGGAACUGCGAGGAGCCGCGCCUGGGAGCCGCCUCCCGCCACCGCACCGCCGAGGAGGUGCGCGCCGACUUCCAGCGCAGGGUGCCCUACAGCUACCUGCAGCGAGCAUACAUCCAGCUGAACAAGCUGGAGGAGGCGGCAAAUGCAGCUCACACCUUCUUCAUGGCAAACCCUGAGCACAUGGAAAUACAACAGGACAUUGAGAAUUACAAGACCACAGCAGGGAAAGUCAGCUUGAUUGACCGGGAAGCCAAACAGCACAUGGAGGACUACAGUGCUGGAGUAAGGCAUUAUGACAAGGAGGAGUAUGGGCUGGCCAUUGACUUCUUGGAGCGUGCGUUGAAAGGAUACUACUCAGAGGACGAGGACUGCCAGAUCAUGUGUGAGGGACCUCAGAGGUUUGAGGAGCAUGAGUACUUGGAGUAUAAGGCUGGCCUCUAUGAAGCUAUUGCAGAUCACUACAUGCAAGUCCUGGCCUGCAAACACGACUGUGUCCGAGAACUUGCCACACGUUCCGGCCGUAUCUCGCCCAUUGAAAAUUUCCUUCCCCUCCAUUAUGACUACUUGCAGUUUGCCUACUACAGAGUUGGUGACUACGUAAAAGCCCUGGAGUGUGCCAAGUCCUACCUCCUCUUCCACCCAGAUGAUGAAGAUGUCUUGGAGAAUGCAGGUUAUUACGAGGGCCUCUUGGAAGGCACAAUUGAUCCAGCCACCAUCAAACCCAGAAAGGAAGCAAAAGUGCUGCUGAGGCGCCAUAAGCUGGAGUCUCACCUCUUGCAAGUGGCUGCGGCUGGCCUGGGCUACACCUACACGGAGCCGAACUACUGGAACAGGUAUGGCGCCCGCCAGGACGAGCACAGUGUCCCAUCAAGUGUUAGCAGUGAACCAGAGGAUGGACCUCGGCUGUCCCUGGUAAAGAAACCCACCCCAAAACCAGAUCGAGAGUUGAAGGAAGGGGGCCCGCUUCUCUACAGCGACGUGAAGUUUGUUUACAACUCAGAGCAGCUGAACGGCACCCAGCGAGUGCUGCUGGAUAACGUCAUCUCGGACGAGCAGUGCAGAGAGCUUCACAGGGUGGCCAGUGGGAUCAUGUUGGCUGGAGAUGGUUACAGGGGUAAAACCUCCCCUCACACUCCAAAUGAGAGAUUUGAAGGAGCCACUGUCCUCAAAGCCCUCAAGUACGGCUACGAGGGCCGCGUCCCGCUGAAGAGUGCCCGCCUCUUCUACGACAUCAGUGAGAAGGCUCGCAGGAUCGUCCAGUCCUACUUCAUGCUCAACUCCACUCUUUACUUCUCCUACACCCACCUGGUGUGCCGCACUGCCCUCUCCGGCCAGCAGGAGAGGAGAAAUGACCUGAGCCACCCCAUCCACGCUGACAACUGCCUCUUGGACCCCGAGGCCAAUGAGUGCUGGAAGGAGCCUCCUGCUUACACCUUCCGGGAUUACAGUGCCCUGCUGUACAUGAACGCGGAUUUUGAAGGUGGAGAGUUCAUUUUCACCGAGAUGGAUGCCAAAACUGUGACUGCCUCCAUCAAGCCCAAGUGUGGGCGAAUGAUCAGCUUCUCCUCGGGCGGAGAGAACCCCCACGGGGUGAAGGCAGUCACCAAAGGCCAGCGGUGUGCUGUGGCUCUCUGGUUCACCUUGGACCCCCUUUACAGAGAGCUGGAGCGAAUCCAGGCAGAUGAAGUGAUUGCGAUGUUGGACCAGGAGCAUCGAGGACCCAGUGAAAUGAACAUCAACCCAAAGGAUGAGCUAUGAACUAGGCCAAAGACUUUUUCUAUUAAAUAUUUAUUUAAUAUUGUUAAUCUUAUUAGAACCCUUCUAUUUUUGUACAGAGACACUGUAUAAAUUAACAGGUUAAUAUGAUGGUGGAGUUUCAGAAGUGCCUCUUCUGUGUUUAGCACAGCUCUUGCUGAGACCUCUCAUCUCUCUGCCAGCACCUCCUGCUGCAGCUGAUUCUGCCUCUGGGAUUCCCUGCCCUUUCCUAGUGCAUCUCAGGACUUAUUGAGACCUACUAUACCCUCUUGGAGAAUCCCUUUUUUGUCUUCCUUCACUAGAGAUAGCUGCUUUAGCCCCUGCUAGAGAAACAUCUCAGGUGUGGUAACAGACCAAUCUUUCUGCCUUUGCUAAGUGCUGGCUGAAGACCCAGGCAGUGAUACUUGAAGGAAACUGGAGCACGGUUCAGUUAUUUCCAUCUCAGAUCUCUUCACUGUUUCAAAUAGGCUUUUUAGGGAAAAAAAAACCCACACCAAAGCAAACCCCAAGUCCUAGCAAAAUGUGUAUUUCUGUAGCCAUGUAAAGCUCACAUUUGGGUGUUAAUUCUGAGCAGACCUUCCAGAAAUCACCUGAUGGGCAGGAGCAGGAGCUGUGUACAAGCAAGAAGGUCUUUGAGUUGCAGCUGACUGUGGUGAAAUAGUCUGUCAUUCAUGUUGGGUCCCUGCCCUUGAUAAUGGCUUGGGGUGCAUGAAAGAAACUGCUUUACACUGCGUCCUUUGAGCUUCCAGCCCAGUGCUGCUGCUGGAAAAAAACACAAGGUUCUUCAUGUCAUCUUCUAAAUUACCAUUUCCAGGUCCACACUGAAAAGCAUCUGAAGGGCUUAUGGGCUUUCCAGUGCUGCUUCCUGCUGUCCUGACCAUGCAGAAGCAGCAGAUGUUCACUGUGAGCAACUUUUCUUCAGACUCUCUCUGAUCCAGUCUGCAGGUGUUGCAGUGAAAGCUCAUGCUGCUUAUCACAGGAGAUUUGCCAUGCUGCUAAGCCAGUAAAUCAUCUCUCUCCCACCACUGCAUUAACGUGUGUGUGGGGGAUAAGAGCAGCCCCUGCCCACCAGAACACACUGAAGUCACCAAACUGCCAGACAGCUUUUAUUUUGACCAAACAUCUGCUUCUGCUGCUGGAAAGCAGUUCCUGCAAGGCAGGUUGCAUCAGUCUUUGCUGAUGAAUUUAUUGCAAGGCUGCUGUCUCUCCAGAAAGCACUGCAAGAAUGUCAGCAGGAGUUUGCAUCCCUGGGCAGCUUAGCUCAGUUCCCUGUUGCACUGGCACUUUCCUAGUCUUUUCCUGCUCCCCAUUGCCAGCUUUGGCAUUUCUAGGACUUAAAAUUUCCACUAGGGAAUUGUAUUUUCUCUUUGUUCGAGCAGCUUGUACCUACCUAAGUUGUCCAGGCGCAGCAGCACUCUUCUCAUCUAGUCAGUGGUUGCAAGGGCCGGAGAUGAGCAUGGUCCUUCUGUAGAGACCUCAACAGAUUGCCCUGAGCAAGACAAAGGGGAACUCAUCAGGAAAAAUGAAUGCUUAGACUGUGAAGGGAGCACCAUUACUGCCUAGAAAAUGCUGGAAGGGUCAUAUGCUGCAUCUCCUCCAGUGUGGUAUCUACAGGGGAGAACGUUCUGAGUGUUUCUGAGCCACCAGUGUAGCUUGUUGCUUGGGGGUUAUCUGCCUUCCUCCUAGACUGCUGACAGAGUCCUUAUAUUGGUUCCCAAAGAACUGCCUACAGGUCUAUGCUUUUCAGAAACCUUUCCCUGCUUAAAUGUCUUCACUCCAAGUCCUUUUUAAGCCAGCCAGGGUAAAAACUGGUGGAAAGAAGAGGAAGGUGGCUUGAGAGCUGACACACUGAUUGUGUUGUUCCCCAUUCACACCACACUGUUGUAUUCAAGACUUAACUCCUCCAUGCUGCACCUUCAGCAUGAGUUUGUGCUGCCAUCUCCCUGACAACCACAUCUUCCUGCUCGAGGCAGUCCCUCCUCUUCUGGGGGCUGUGGAGAUCCCACCCUCCUGGGGGGAGAUGAGGCAGGGAGCAUUGCAGGUCGUGGUUUGUUUGCUGCGGCUGCGGUGGUUAGCCAGAGCUGUUGUCUAAAUCCAGGGGAAAUAAAUUCAACACAACA